Messenger RNA from Strongylocentrotus purpuratus (purple sea urchin), 6382 nucleotides. Its product is annotated as probable cation-transporting ATPase 13A3. Bases 311 to 3331 code for a protein of 1006 amino acids. The transcript has 31 exons. Gene Ontology annotation, cellular component: late endosome membrane. Gene Ontology annotation, biological process: intracellular calcium ion homeostasis; polyamine transmembrane transport. Gene Ontology annotation, molecular function: ATP binding; ATP hydrolysis activity; P-type transmembrane transporter activity. The record is from RefSeq and is a predicted model, not a curated record. Lineage: Eukaryota; Metazoa; Echinodermata; Echinoidea; Camarodonta; Strongylocentrotidae.
AAAACCAAGAACUGGUGUGUAAUUUGAAUUGCUCUGACAUCGCUCACUUUAAGUUAUUCUGCUUCUUUCUGCGUAUUAUAAGAUGACUCAAGGAGCUACAUCAAUUACGAGUGAAUUCUAUUAUCCUGGAAAUAUAUGUGCAACAACACCAAAGAAAUGCAAACAGAAAUAUUCUUGUGAUUUAAAUUGUCUUUCAUGAUUUUGACUUUCGUCCAGCAGCUCAUUGGAAUUAUAUAAGCAAACGAGGCUUAUUCAUUUGUCAGAAUUGUUAUAUUUUGCAUUAAUUCGCACCGGAAAUAUAUAAGCAAGCAUGCACUCUGUACUGCAGGAGAAGGCAAUACUAAACGAAGGCUCAGAAGAUGAAUUGGAGUGCUAUGGAUACAAGCGGAGCAUCCCAAAGACCGUCCUGUCCUGUAUAGUUGGCAUCUUGACGUGUGGUCUUCUCUUAUUAUUCUUCCGAUGGAAACCAAACUGGAAGAUCAACUGCCUCUACAACAGGUGUAAUCUCAACGAUGCACAAUGCAUACUCAUCAAGGACUUUUACAAGAGAUGGCACAUAACGUAUGUGAAGACGGAGAAGGUAGAAAUACCCAGCAAGAAGAACAUCCAUGCAGAAUUCACAAGUGGCAUGAAACGAGUCCCAGGUCAGAUGAAGCCGACCAUCGACACAAUACGUUACUUCGUGUUUCAAAAGAUGAAAUACCUCUGGGACUUUAACAGGAAUACUUUUCACAAGCUCAGAGGCUUGGAUUAUAAUGUCCCAUCGUCUGAUUUCUACACCAAAUACACGGGACUAGGUGCGAAGGAGCAGUCGAGAACACGGGACAUGUAUGGUUGGAACGAGAUUCAUAUCGGUCUCAGACCCAUUCCAGUCCUGUUCUUUCAAGAGGCUCUUAAUCCGUUCUACGUGUUCCAAAUCUACAGUGUGUGUUUAUGGAUCUUUGGAUAUGGUUACACCUACUUCUCUGUGGCCAUUAUCAUGAUGUCUUUAAUCUCCAUCACCCUCACCGUAUAUAGCACAAGAAAGCAAAGCGUAUCACUGCGUAAUCUGGUAGCUUCUAGUACGAACGUAGUGGUAUCUCGGGGAGGUGAUGUAUGCCGUGAGAUGGAUGAGAAGGACCUUGUUCCCGGUGACCUCAUAGAGCUGCCUCGCCAGGGAUGUUUCAUGAGCUGUGAUGCCGUCCUCAUCAGCGGAAAUUGCAUCGUCAAUGAGAGCAUGUUGACCGGUGAGUCUACACCUAUAACGAAGACGCCUCUACCUAAUCGAACACCCGACGGCGAUGACGCCCCUGAAUUCUACAGCUCUGAGACACACAAGAGACACACAUUGUUCUGCGGUACACACAUCAUGCAGAGUAGGCGGAUCGGCAAAAAGAAGGUCAUGGCUGUAGUGGUCAAUACAGGGUUCUCGACUGCGAAAGGGGCCCUGGUCCAUUCGAUCCUCUUCCCGAAGCCGAUGAACCUCAAGCUUCAUCGAGACGCCAUCCGCUUCGUAGCCGUACUCGCCUGCUUCGCUUUCGUUGGUGCCAUCUACAUCAUCACCAUCAAGGUCAUCAACAAGGCGGACACAACGGAUAUCGUCCUGAAGGCCCUUGAUAUCUUUACGAUCGCCGUCUCACCGGCCCUUCCAGCCGCCCUCACCAUCGGGCUGGUUUACGCUCAGAAACGGCUCAAAGACCUGGGUAUCUUCUGUAUUAGCCCGCAGAGAAUCAACCUUGGGGGCAUGAUGGAUGUCGUGUGCUUUGACAAGACGGGUACUCUCACAGCGGACCAUCUGGAGCUGUUAGCUGUUUCACCGGUCAAAACAGACAGUUUUGUAAUUGUGGAAGAUGCGAGCAAGAUCCCGUUUGGACCGUUUGUUGCUGGAAUGGCUUCCUGCCACUCUUUGACUGUCAUUGAUGACCAAAUAAGAGGUGAUCCGCUCGAUGUCCAGAUGUUCCAGUCCAUCAAAUGGAGCAUCCGUGAGCCUAUUGACGGCGAGCCAGCGUUUGGUUUCAGCUAUUUCAUGCCGACCAUCGUCCGAUCUCCGUCCUUUGGUUCCGAAACACCAAUUGAGGAAAUGAGUCAGCCAGAAUCUGGAUCCAAUUCACCGACCCAGGAGGAGAACCUGUUCGAGAUCGGCAUCAUUCGUCAGUUCCCCUUCUCGUCCAACCUUCAGAGAAUGAGUGUGAUUACACAAACAAAGGACACCAAGCACAUGGAGGUGUACGUCAAAGGUGCCCCCGAGAAAAUUGCAUCGCUAUGCGACCAGAGUACUGUUCCCAUGGAGUUUCAUGAGAUCUUAAAAGAGCACACACAGAACGGGCUCCGUGUGUUAGCCAUGGCUUGGAAGCCUCUACACACCUCAUUCUCUUAUGAACAUGUUGAGAAAAUUGACAGAGAAGAGGUCGAAAUUGAUCUUCAAAUGCUAGGACUCCUGAUCUUGCAGAACACCAUCAAACCAGAGACUAGUCCAGUGAUUGCUCAGCUCAGAGACGCUAGGAUCAGAACUGUUAUGGUAACAGGUGACAACAAGCUUACAGCUAUCCACGUGGCACGUGCUUGUGGGAUGAUUGGCCAAUCACAACAAGUUGUGGAAGUAGUAGCCACGCCCCCUGAAGGAGAUCAAGGGCCCCUAAUUUCGUGGAAACCAGUGCAGAAGCCUAGUGAUACCAGUAGAACGUCCACACCCAUGCAUCAUAAGAUGAACGGACAGGUUGAGGAAGACGAUGUCGCGCUGACGAUAGAGGAAGGAGAAGAGAUCAGUAACGAGGUCCUGAGCAGCAACUAUCAUCUGGCGCUCGACGGGAAGACCUUCGCCGUACUCAUGGAACAUGUGCCUCACCUGGUUCCAAAGAUUGCUGCUAAAGGAACAGUAUUUGCGAGGAUGUCCCCUGAUCAGAAGGCCCAACUGGUAGAGCAGUUACAGGAUUUGGAGUACUACGUGGGUAUGUGUGGAGACGGUGCCAAUGAUUGUGGAGCACUGAAGACCGCUCACGCUGGUGUGUCCUUGUCCGAGGCUGAGGCUUCUGUUGCCUCCCCUUUCACCUCCUCCGAACAGAACAUCAAAUGCAUUACGACUCUCAUCAAGGAGGGACGAGCAGCUUUGGUGACAUCAUUCGGUGUGUUCAAGUACAUGGCUCUUUAUAGCAUGAUCCAAUUCGCUACUAUCAUCAUACUCAAUUCGAUUGAGUUAUUUCCAAGCGACGCCAUGUUUAUGUACUGGGAUAUCGGUAUUACUGCAGUCGUUGCUAUCUUGAUUGCCAGAAACAGAGCCUAUACCAAGAUUUCAACCAAGAAACCGCUAAACAGUCUGACCGAUCCAGACAUUUUGAAUUUGUGUCCAAAAUAAUCUGGGGGUUGGUUUUUUUUCCCCCCGUCAUAAACUUUGAAUUAUAUAUUUACUCAUACCUUCUCUUUUCGUGUCCACGUAGUUGCCAGAAACAGAGCCUAUACCAAGAUUUCAACCAAGAAACCGCUAAACAGUCUGACCGAUCCAGCCAUGCUCUUCUCCGUCUUCAUACACAUCUUCCUCCAGUUCAUGGUUCAAAUCAUCGCCUACUUCGUCCUUAAACAACAACCAUGGUUUGAGCCGUAUGUGAAGUCUGAUGACGCUGGUAUUGUGUAUACUCUCUCCUACGAAGCAACCACGUUAUUCUUCGUUUCAAACUUUCAAUACAUCGUCGUAGCUUUCAUCUUCUCCAAGGGACCCCCUUACAGGAAGCCAAUAUACACCAACUAUCUGUACUCUGCGAGUUUGGUGAUACUAUGUGGAUUCUCUCUCUUCCUCGUCCUUUGCCCGAUCACUAAAAUGGAUAAUUACUUCCUGCUAAAACGAUUCGACUGGCUGUUUAGCUGUAUCAUAAUUGCUUUGGUAUUGGCCCAUUUCUUAGCAGCUGUGCUCAUUGAGAAUUUCCUGGCUGAUACCCGCUUCGUCCAGAACCAUGCCACGUGCCGUCAAUGGCGCAAAGGAAAGAAGGUGGUAAAACACGAGAUCCUGAUUCAGCAGUUGAACUCUGACCCAACAUGGCCGCCACUCAACACCACGACCAGCCCAAACAGAAUUAACGGACAUUCUGCCAAAGAAACGGAUGUCUGAAAGCUUAUUACAAUACUUAAAUGUCUUAAUUCGUCCUAUUGUUUCGAUUUGACUUAGCUAUAUCGUGCACAGGGCCGACAAAAACGGAAAUAUGUAGACACACGGGUCGAUCUGUUUCCCCUUAAUUGGAAAAUAAGGGGGGAAAUAGCGGUGGAGACUAUUGCAUUCAGGAAAAAUACGUUGUUGACGGGAGCUAUUUAGCAAAGUCAAGUGGUAGAGUUCAUUUUGAUCGGGCUCCGUAAAGUGAUUCCGCGGCUUCACAGUAGUUGGACUGCCCAUGUGGUUCGGGUUUGAAUGGUGGGAGUUUAAAGUUGUGGAUAGUGGGAGUAUAAAGGGGCAUGGUUGUCAUUUUAUACCCCCCUCCCUAGUUAGCUGCUAAACAAUAGUGUAUGUAAUUGUUCUGUGGGUUGAAAACUCAUAAUUUGUAUAUAAAUGUUAAAUAUUUUAUUGCUAAUUUUCUUUGGUGCAAAGACAAAAACCAACUGAACUCAUUUGGGUUAGGCGAGCUUUGACUUCCUAGCAAAUAACUCGUUUUUAGUUCUUGGUUGGGAAGAGUGUAAAGAUUGUGUCACAUUCAUUUGCUAAACUUCGCUAAAAUAAAAAUAAGAACAACUAAAGGUGGUGGAUACAUUUACGUGCCAGUCAUGAUUAUGAAAGCCGUACAAAAAUCGACUUACAACAAUGAUAAUGUAGAUCAGCAUGGUCAUAUUGUCUAUAACAUUUGCUGAAUCUUUAUUAUAUGAGUAGAAAUAGAAACAGUUUAAAAUGCCGAAUUCGUGGUUAAUGUGCAUUUGCGAAAUCGAAAAACAGAUAAAAAAAUUAUAAUGAUCCAAACCUUUUAAAAUUGGGUUUUAUUAUGUCGUAAUCGUGUUAUUUUAAUUGAUUUUGAAAAUGGAACAUCUAGAGCAAUAAUCGUGUGAUACUUCACCGUUAGUAUCCUCAACGCGUAUUAAUGCAAUACUGACUUUAUAUAUAAACAUUACUUUAGAAAUGUGUAUUUCAGUGUUUUCCUUUUUAAUGGGUUGACCCCUUUUUUAGAGGUGAAUAGAGUACCGAAGUGCUAAAGUCAUAAUCGCUCGUCGCCCAGGUUACUGAUUCUAAACAACAGAGCAUGCGCAUGAGGUUUACCGCCAAAUUAUCCAACCAAUGGGAUGGGGCAGGGCAAAUUGAGCGUUUGGCGCUGGUGUGAUCAUCACGCGAACAAAUUGUUUGGAACCAGCAACCUUGCCAUCUUGGCCAGUAUGGCAUCACACUUUCUGUAUAUAUUCUUUAUACAUUCUAUAGAAUACUUCGUACAAUAUGAAGUAGUAAGACGAGAACAGCCUCUAUCAUUUUCAUUCGUAACUGUAAUAGAAGUUCUAUUCAAUUCAAAUGAGUACAAUAGUCCAUCGCUCUUAUCAUCUCCAUCAUACAUGUAUAUACAGAAAUGACUAGCUUUCUCAUAAUCAUGACAAUGAAAAGUCAUUUCUCCCUCUGGUUGUACAUUUUCUUUUUCUUCUUCGUAUUAUAUCAUGUUCUCUUUUUAUACAAAUCCAUCUAUGUUUAUAUACAUUCUUUUAUCAACUCUUUUAUCGUUUGAUGUCGGCUUUGUACAUUUAUAGAUGGUAGGUUAUACUGUAGAGGGGGAAAGGGUUUUGUAGACGUUGCACAGUACUAUAUAAGCUUGGAACGAACUCGGUAAAUCGUAGUACGCAUUUAUAGCAAUCUGCUACGUGACCGCAAUGUACGUGAUUUAAUAUCCAAUUUGUAUUUUCCAGGCCUCAAGCUGGAUGUAAAAUAAGAGGAUAUACAAUAAUGGUUAAACCAGCAGUCUUUAAUACUUAAAUAACUAUUAACUUCCUCAUUCUUCCGACAGUCCCUCCCAAACUCUUUGGUCUGUCAAAAGCUACAGUACACGUCUUAGGGAAUGUGUAUCGACUUCGAAACCGAAAUUGUCAGAUAGAUAUUCAUUUCAGAAGCGUCAUAGAACUCGUUUCUAAUAAUCCAUGCCAAGUUAUCGCGAGAGCUCAGAGCUACACUAGCACUUGCUUGUAGGGUAUGAAACAUUAUUCGGGGUUUCCCUCUAACAUUUGUAUAUAUUGACAAAUGACGAUACUUAUUUACUUAUAAAUCAGGGUCUAUAUGUUUAUAUAUAUAUAUAUAUAUAUAUAUAUAUAUAUAUAUCGAUACGACUGUUUGUUCACCUGAACUAAAUUUGAGCAUGUUUAUUUAAAAAGAGAGUUUUGACAUGGAUUUUAGUUAAGCGUGUUUGUUCUAAGAGGAAUCCACUUUAGAAUGCGCAUGGGCAGAAAGAGAUCACUUGUA